CUCAGAAAGGCGGCGGACUCCGACAGAGUGGAAGGUAACUGUAAAUACUCCAUUUUAACUCCUGAAAUCGCGGCAUAUUCUCCAAGCGUAUAUCUCUUAAGAAGGCACCAUGGUUCGGGGAAUUUUGAAGAAGUUUCGUAGCAGAAAGAAUGCAUGUCUUCGGAUCCUUGUAAUCACGGUGGGCUUUAUGGGAAUGGUGAUAUGGGCUCUGGUGAUGGGUCUGCUCCUGCGGCCCAAUCUGGAAGCGUCCGACGACCGGUCCUGGGGCUACGUGUCCGUCCCGCAGCUGCUGCUCAACCUCGGCUACAUCUUGUGCACUUCGGUCAUCAUCUACAGCGUCAAGUCAAAGACCUUCCCCUCAGCACACGACCUGGAGAGCGUGCGCGCGAACGUGGCUUGGUUGGUUGGCCUGGUGUGCGUCGGAACGGCAGAGUGCAUCGCCCUCUUCUUCCUGCCCGAGUUUGCUGACGAUCGCGAUGGGAGUCGAGGCAUGAAUAACCGCAUUACCGUGCUGUGCAGUUUAAGCUUUAUCUGGGCCAUAUUCGUAGCGGCCGCGGCGUGGGGUCUGCAUCAGAGGUUUUACACGGUGAUGAUGCGCAGGAUGUCCGUGAUCGAACUAGCAAAGCAAGCAAAGCCGUAUCCGACGAAAGAUGCUCACUCCGCUGUGUUCGACUCUUCCCGUGUCCACAUCACCCCUCUGGUCCACGGGCCGCCUCCCAUCAUCAUCAACACGGACGCAAGCGUUUCUCCCAAAGCCUACUCCCCCGCAGACACACGCACUCCAAGUCGGAGUCCGCACUCACACGUCAUUCCUUAUCCUCCGAAUAUAUCCCCCACGCACACCCCCCUGCCGACCCCGACGGGCCUCGAUUCCAGCAGGCCUUCUGGCCAGCCCUUCCCUUCGCCUCAGAACCCAGGCCAGGUGGGGGCUCUUUCUCCCAGCACGAACCGCGGGGCCCCACCACUACCCUACGGCUUCCACUCCCCCUGUUAAGGCUGUUUCACGGCCCCCUCCUAACGGCCAGCCGAGUUCUGUUUUUUAAUUACGUUUUUAUCAAAGUUUGUAAGAUUUA
Molecule: messenger RNA, 1073 nt
Organism: Penaeus vannamei (Pacific white shrimp)
Lineage: Eukaryota; Metazoa; Arthropoda; Malacostraca; Decapoda; Penaeidae
Source: RefSeq, a predicted model, not a curated record